Molecule: messenger RNA, 1194 nt
Organism: Sarcophilus harrisii (Tasmanian devil)
Lineage: Eukaryota; Metazoa; Chordata; Mammalia; Dasyuromorphia; Dasyuridae
Gene: TXN2
Product: thioredoxin 2
Exons: 4
Coding region: 146-643 (165 amino acids)
Biological process (GO): cell redox homeostasis
Cellular component (GO): mitochondrion
Molecular function (GO): protein-disulfide reductase activity
Source: RefSeq, a predicted model, not a curated record
AGUGACGCUCGCCGUGCCCUUGACGGGCGGGCAGGGCCAGGCCGGGCCGGGCCGUGGGGGGCGGAGGCGGCGGCAAAGGAGAGGGUAGGGCGGCCCCAGUGCCUCCGCUCGCUCGGUCUCGUGGCCGCGCUCGCGCCGCAGGGAGAUGGCUCAGCGUUUGGUCCUCAGGAGAUUUUUGGCCCCUGUCUUCUCCAGGAAGCUUCCUCAGUGUCGCUGGGCGCCCCUUUCUCCUGAGGUUCUAGCCCAGGGCAGCCCUGCUAGACCCACUGCUGCACUCAGUUUGGCCCGGACAUUCUCCACCACCAAGACCUCUAAGGUUACGUUUAACGUCCAGGAUGGGCCCGACUUUCAGGACAGAGUUGUCAACUCUGAGACACCGGUAGUUGUGGAUUUCCAUGCACAGUGGUGUGGCCCCUGCAAGAUCUUGGGGCCCCGGCUAGAGAAAAUGGUGGCAAAGCAGGAGGGGAAGGUGCUGAUGGCCAAGGUGGACAUUGAUGACAACACAGACCUCGCCAUUGAGUAUGAGGUUUCUGCUGUGCCAACCGUGCUGGCCAUCAAGAACGGGGACGUGGUGGACAAGUUUGUGGGCAUCAAAGAUGAAGACCAGCUGGAGGCUUUCCUCAAGAAGCUGAUUGGCUGCUGAGCCAGGCCGCCUCGAGUCUUCCCCUGGGGCCUUCCUAGAAAAACUCUCGUCCUUCCCAGCCCCGACCUGUCUAGUCCCGUCGGCCCAUCCUGUGUCUUGCUGGGGAAGGUUCUGCAUCUCCAAACUUGGGGACCGGGAGCAUUUCCCAGUUGUCUGACUGCAGAGGACUGGUUCUUAGGGAAGUGGCGCUGCUGCUGACGUGGAAGGGAGGGCUGGGGGUGGGGGCUCCCUGCUUGCUCCCUACCCCCUCCUCCCAUCACCACCACCAAGCCCUCCCUAACCUAGGCCCUGCUUGUGACCAUCUCCAGAGUUUGGAGAGUGACCUGUUCCAGCAGGAUUACUCAUAGUGGGGUCACCCUGUUUUGACUGUGAAAUUUUUCUCUUGUCCUCUGGUACCUGUGCUUUACUUCAGAGGCUCUGUGACCCUGUGCCUGACCUACUUGCCACAUUUUCUCCUGUGAUGCUGUUUUGUAAAAGAAAAGAGAGAGUGAGAUAUAUAUAAAAUUCUCUCAUAUUUUGUAGGUCUGCAAUAAAGAGAGCUUUACUGAUCA